Messenger RNA from Rhipicephalus sanguineus (brown dog tick), 3819 nucleotides. RefSeq names its product phospholipid-transporting ATPase ABCA3-like. Gene Ontology annotation, biological process: lipid transport; transmembrane transport. The coding region runs from base 1 to 3783 and encodes 1260 amino acids. The transcript has 17 exons. Lineage: Eukaryota; Metazoa; Arthropoda; Arachnida; Ixodida; Ixodidae. The record is from RefSeq and is a predicted model, not a curated record. Gene Ontology annotation, cellular component: membrane; intracellular membrane-bounded organelle. Gene Ontology annotation, molecular function: ABC-type transporter activity; ATP binding; ATP hydrolysis activity.
AUGGCUUGGCCGCACCGGAACGACCUGUCGCUGGGUGAACACCUGGCCCAGGAACACGCCGGAACAAGAACACGAGCCUUGGCUUCGGCCCACGGUCCUUCAGACUUGCCGGCUUCCUGCACGUCUUCCCCGACCUCCACGGCCCACGACACUUCUGACACGUCAGGCUCCACGACGGCUACCUCGCCGCACGCCCUGGAGCCUGCCGUAGACACGGACAUCGUGACUCCCGCUGUACGACCCCCAAUUGCGGAGGCAUCGUCAGCGAUGUCCAACGAACCCGCCUUUUCGACCUCGACACUGUGCGCAUCUUGCCAACAGGAACUACCAUCAUCCUCGAAAUCUCCCGCAGCAGACGUUCAAGCCCAUAACCAGCUACGGCCGAACGUGCGUGACGCUGCGACGAUGACAGAAAAUCCCGAGGACCACCCGCCGUGCUUGCCACAGUUAGACCAGACCGCGUAUGCCCUACCGGCCACGCAGGCAUACAACCCACCUGCCACCCCGCACACGCGCUCUCCUUCACCUACUAAACUUCAUUCUGCGACUACAGUUGCACCGUCUACCAGUCUCUCCAACAUGGCUCAUCCAACCGAGAUUAGUCGCGCCACGUCUAUCUGCAGCGCACGCCUCGCGGCUCGCCUGCACUCUACACGGCAGACUAUGGAGCAGCCGCAGCCAGUGAUGUGCCACCACCAACGCCGUUACCGGCACCGUCGCCACGCCAAUUGCGUCGCCCGCCCAACCAGGCGAAGAGGGGGAUGGAUCCCCCGCUACCAAAAAUUUCGUGCCCCACUGACCCUGAUUUGGGUCAGUGGCGAGAGUCAGCGCAGGGCCUCUUCUCGGGGUGCGCCCUGCAUGAUCAGCGUCAACCCGACACAAGUGUCAGAAAUAAAUGAGGCGGCUCGUGAUCGUAUGAAGAACACGUACCUGUUGUCGGCCAAGCAUCUGUACAUCAUCCUCUGGAAGAACGUGUACGUGAAGAGGCUAUGCCGUCACUACAUGGCCACGCUGGUCGAAAUCGCCCUGAUCGUGGCGCUGCUCCUGGGCAUUCAAGAGGACUCCGUGACUCGAGAGCCGCUGAUCAGACGAGGAGACACCUUCUACCAGCCCAUGCACACGAACGCCUACUGGAACACGCAGCGAGACCUCGCCUACAUCCGGGAGGUCUAUUACUAUGCGGCCAAGAACCAGUACGUCAACCGGCUGACGCGGGACGCCUUCCACAGGCUGGGCAUUGCCGCCGUGACCGAGGUGCCCACCGAACGCCAGCUAUUCAGUAUGCACCAGAAGGCCAUCAGCGAGAACGACACGAAGCCUGUGAGGUCGGUGUUGCUUCUGUACAGCGUCGCUCUCAACGACACGCAGCCCGCCAGCCUUCACGUCUCUCUCAUUGCUGGCAGGCUUCCAUUUGACGUGCAGGUGAACUACCGGCAACGCCUCCUGUCCCAGCCUGAUGGUCCCUCUGCCGAGGAGCGGUUUCCCGAAAUGCACACCCUGCUGCCCAUCAUGGGCGCGCUACAGCAGCGCCACCUGGAAAUGCAGGCCGAGAUCGUCGGCUACAAGUAUCCGCUGAAGGAGGUUCGCCUGCAGAGGUUCCCGUUCCCUGCGUACAUAGAACAACGCGACCAAAAGAACUACGCCCUGGUGUUGACGCGCUUCUGCAUGGGCAUGCUCGUCCCUUUCUGCUUGUUCGUCGCCAGGGUGGCCGACGAGAAGGCCACCGGCAUCAAGGAGAUGCUGCGAUUGGUUGGCGUGAACGACUGGGUCUACUGGGCGAGUCACUACCUGAGCUCCUUUUUCAUGCACCUGAUCAUCGUGACGCUGAUGCUGCUGUUCUUGUGCGUCAAGCGUAACGAGGAAGGACGCGCCUUCAUUCAGUUCAGCGACCCCUUGCUGCUGUUCGUCAUACUGAUGUUCUUCUGCAGCCAGUGCCACGUGCACGGCAUGUUCCUGUCCUUGUUCUUCGCGAAUCCGCAUUCUGCCGUCGCGGGUGCCCUGCUGUACUGGACGUGCAGCUGCGUGGUGCCGUUCCUGUUCCUGGAACACGCCGGGGGACAGGGUUACUACUACAUCGCCCGCAGCGACAAGUUGUACACCUCCAUCUUUCCCGGCAUGAGCCUCCACUGGAGCUUUCGAGUGCUGGAGCGGUUCGAGAAGUUUGUGCCCCAUGGUGCCAACUGGCUGAACUUCUACGACCGCUUCGCCACGCCCGACAACGUGACUCUCGCGGAAAUCGUCUUCGUGGGCUUCAUGUUCGAUUGCUUUCUCGGCGUCCUCAUAUGGUACUUGGACAACGUCAUCUCCUUCGGUCCAGGCAUCCCAAAGUCCUACCUGUUUCCGUUUAAGAUGAGCUACUGGAUACCGACCAUAACGACGGCACCACCGCCAUCUAGGACGCCGGGAGAGAUGAACAACUUUCAAAAUGAGCCAAUGGACCAACCGGUGACCAUCAACCUCGUCCGCAGCAGCAAGGACUACGACGGCGUCGUGGCUGUCGACGAUGUCUGCCUGCGCAUUUUCGACAACCAGAUAACGGUGCUUCUGGGACAUAACGGUGCGGGCAAGUCGACGCUUCUCAACAUGGUCACCGGCUUCCUGCCCUCGAGCUCUGGAGAGGUGCUGGUGAAUGGCUACGACAUCAUGACCUGCACCCGCGACGCCCGUCGAAGCAUGGGGUACUGUGCCCAGUACAACGUGUUCUUCGAGGACCUGACCGUCGAAGAGCACGUCAUGUUUUUCGCUAUAGUAAAGGGUGUUCCCCUGAAUAAAGCACGGCAGGAGGUGUUCAACUUAUUGCAGGACACAAGCCUGUACGAGCAUCGCACCGUACUCGCCGUCAACCUCUCGCCUGGCCUACAGCGCCGCCUCUGCACAGCGUUAGCCAUCGUGGGAAGGCCCAAGGUGGUCAUCUUGGACGAGCCAACCACCAACAUGGACUCGGACGGACGGCGCGAAAUUUGGGAGCUGUUGCUUCAUUUGCGGCGCACCACCUGUGUCCUGCUCACAACACAGCACUUGGACGAGGCGGACGUGCUGGGCGACCGGGUUGCAAUCAUGGCCAACGGACGGAUAAGGUGCGCCGGCUCGCCGAUGUUCCUGAAGCAGCGCUUCGGCACUGGCUACCGCAUGCAGAUCAACAAGCUGCCAAACAAGUGCGACGUGCCGGCUAUCCUGGAGUUGCUGCGCAAGUACUCGCCCAAAGCGCACGUGCAGAGCGACUCCGCCAACGAGGCGGUGUUCCUUCUGGGCCAGAUCAUCGCCACGAAGAUCAUCAUCGAAAUGUUUAAGGAUAUCGAGCAAAAAACGAAGAAACUCGGCAUCGCUUCGGUGGGCCUGACCGUGACCUCUCUCGAGGACGUGUUAAUCCGCGUGGGGGAAGAAUAUCACGUGCACCGCAAGAAGCGGCUUCAGGUGGGAGCCCGAGAAGAUACGUCGCUCAUGGAUGCCCAAGCUCCCGUGGUACAGAACAUGGCGGACACGACCGGCUCGGAGGCGACCCUGCUGGCCCGUCUGCGCGCUGUGUUCACCAAGCGCUCCAUCCACGUGUGGCGCGAGAAGCGGAUGCCGCUGUUCAGCUGGGUGCUGCCGCCUCUGCUCCUGUGGCUGCUGUUCGUGCUCGAGUAUUGGGGCUUGCGCGGCAGCCUGCGCGACGUGCAGAACGUGGGCGAGACGCUCAGAUACACCUUCCCGGACGUCGUCGUGUUCGCCGUAGUGAGUUGCCCUCGAUUGGAGUUGCCCUCGAUUGGCAACACUUCUUCGAUCGCGGGCUCGCGUCUGUAAAGCUCAUGGAGAGCCGUGUAUACGUGAAUCACUACA